AAAACCUCGAGCCAAGUUCUCCCCCCAAGCACACACACCGAAUAACCGGCUAGUUGUAGGUCUGCACUAUGUGGCGAGCCGUUCGACCCUUCCGGGUGCAUUAUGGUGCGGUCCGAUCGCGCCCAGGCGGGUCGCCCCAGGGAUCGAGUUUAGCCCGCCGAGCUUUGAGUGCCAGUGCCAUACGCCCUGAUGCCGGGUUAGAGGCGGGCUUGUCUGCGACGGUGCCGACUGAGCCCAUUUUGAACGCGCUGGGCGAGCCCACCUUUCAGAGCCUGGGCUUGGGUCACGCCUACCCGUCGGGCUGGGUGCAGUCUGGACUGGAAUUGAUUCACGUUCAGAGUGGGCUGCCUUGGUGGGUCAAUAUCGUGACAGCCACGUGCUUGUUACGUUUCUUACUCUUCCCCAUCGUGGUCAACGCCCAACGAAGCAUGGCUGCCAUGCACAACGUCAUGCCACAAGUGAAACAAGCGCAAGCCAAGAUUUUGAACGCCAGCGAUCGAAAAGCUGGUCAGGCCGCAUCCCAGGAAUACCAACGCAUUCUAAAAGACAACAAAGUCAGUCCUUUAGGCCCUUUCGGUCCUAUGCUUAUCCAGGGCGGGUGCUUUACCUCCAUGUUCUUCGGUAUCCGGGGCAUGGCCAAUCAACCCGUUGAGAGCAUGCAAAGUCAGGGAAUCUUAUGGUUCACGGACCUCACCGUGGCUGAUCCGUUGCUGGUUUUACCCGUGGUGACAGCCGGAUCUUUAUUCCUCUUCAUUUAUAGUAAUGCGGAGAUUGAUUCGGGCGCCAUGGGUCAGACCGUUCGCAAAGUCAUGCUGGCCUUACCCGUCUUGAGUAUACCGGCCAUGUGCUUCUUCCCCGCCGCUCUCAAUUUGUAUUGGUUAACCAACAAUAUCUUGACCAUUGGGCAAGCCAUGCUCAUUAAAUUACCCGCAGUGCGAACUCAACUGGGCAUUCCCGCACGGCGUGAGUACACCCCGCAAGAAGCUGAGAUUGUGGCUAGUUUCCUGCCCAGGGCAAAGCCCAAAGAGGAAAGUCUUUCGAGCUCGACACACCAACCCCUUAAAGGCCAGAUUCAAGAUUUCACGGACAUUGAAAAGCGGGUGAAAGCCAGUCAAGCAGCUCGACGACGGAAACAAUCCUAAUGGGUCAGGGCCCCUGGAGGACCCAAAAAUGGGAAACAUGGCGUGCGCUUGGAUAGAAGAAAUAUACUAAUAAUCAGUGAUCUAA
Tigriopus californicus is the source of this 1227-nucleotide messenger RNA. Its product is annotated as mitochondrial inner membrane protein OXA1L-like. The record is from RefSeq and is a predicted model, not a curated record. Bases 69 to 1142 code for a protein of 357 amino acids. Gene Ontology annotation, molecular function: membrane insertase activity. Gene Ontology annotation, cellular component: mitochondrial inner membrane. NCBI's taxonomy places the organism in Eukaryota, Metazoa, Arthropoda, Copepoda, Harpacticoida, Harpacticidae. Gene Ontology annotation, biological process: protein insertion into mitochondrial inner membrane from matrix; mitochondrial respiratory chain complex IV assembly. The transcript has 5 exons.